Hyaloscypha bicolor E is the source of this 573-nucleotide messenger RNA. RefSeq lists its product as uncharacterized. Bases 1 to 573 code for a protein of 190 amino acids. The record is from RefSeq and is a predicted model, not a curated record. The transcript is spliced from 5 exons. Lineage: Eukaryota; Fungi; Ascomycota; Leotiomycetes; Helotiales; Hyaloscyphaceae.
AUGGUCCUGGUAGCAAUUUCGGGUCUCGCUAGACUUGUGGCAGCUGAGACUGGCGACGAAUACCUUGCUGGCAUGUGGAGAGAGAAUUUAGAAUCGCAAUUAUGUUCGGAGCCUUUUGGGCAGGCUAAGACUCCCGAGGGUACCUAUACUGCGCCUUCUUGGUCAUGGGCCUCGACUAGUCGGGCCAUACUUCCCGCUUCCCCUCCUGAUUCCGACGACACUUUGUUUGCUAAGGUGGAGACCGUGAGCAUACAAACUUCUCAAGACCCGUUUGGAGAGGUCUCUGCUGGGAGCCUCCUCAGAUGCGAUCUGAGGUCUGUGGACUGGGAGACGAACCCAGAGUUUACCAGGAUCGCCAAUCACGCACCAGAAGUUAUGGGUAGAGGCCUUGUCCUUGAGCCCACGGGCCACGGCAACAGAGGACAAUAUAAGAGGAUUGCACGCGUCUUAUUCUUUACCGGGAAAAAGCUCGAAUUCGGGGAAGCGGUUAAGUCUCCCAAGCUUGCAACACAAGAUCAUGACCGCGUGGAAGUCUCCGUGGACAAGGACGGGCAGGGAUCUUUCCUCAUCUAG